CCUAUAUAUUUUUUUGUGUUACACGUGUUCCGUCAAUAUCGCUGGAUUUCUACAGUUGAAUUAACUUGACUUGACAAAUAUCGUGUCGGAACGGAAAUGUCACAUUUUAAAGUGGGGGCAAUGAGAGCGGAGACGUAGUUAUCUAUUUAGCGACUUGCUAGCCUCGACACAUUUACCGUGAACUAUUUAACGUCAGUAGAACAUGCCCAGACUGGACAUACCAGGCCUAUAGGUUGCGAUUCUUUCAGACAUGGAUUACAUUUUCCCACGAAAACUUUUCCCGGUUUAUUUCAACUCUGGGCCCCCCAGUUCUACGUUUAGACAUAACGUCGGAGGUUGGGGUUCUUAUGGUCAAGUGGUGGACGUAAACGUCCCUCUACACGAGAAAGACAGUCUACCAAAAGUAGAUUGGAAGUUUGAAUCUCAACACCAAGUGAAGGGAGAGCCUUGGGUGCCAGUGGAACCUAUAGCAAUACCACUUCUGCGACCAAAAAGAGGCCCCAAAUGGUCAUCAACAGUUCUGUCAGAUCCUAUGGACUUCUCAGAGCAUAUGCAGAACCUCUACCAGUAUAAGUACAAGGAUGCUUUUUGCACAAUGAGCCAUAUCCUGGGGGACAAAUUCAACUUUGGACAGGGGAGGAGAAAGGGAAGUGAAAGAAAUGCUGUACACAUGUGGCAGAUGGAGCAUUUCAUGCACACAUUUAAAUACAAAAAGGUGGUGCUAGAGUUCCAAGAUGGGAAGCCUCCAUGUUUUGAUGUGAGCCACAAGCCUCUCUCAUUCCAGCUCAAUGGUACAAUCAGACAGAUCACCAUCGGCCUUCAGCAGGAUGAAUGUCACGUGGGGGUGCGCUGUGACCACCUGUGUGGUGUCUGGAUGGUCAGUGAGAAGAACAUCCCCAAGUCUCUGGAGGUCAUUCAGACCAAGCAGCCUGCUACAUGUCUCAGUGCCAGUCCCCAUGUCCAGGGAGAGCUCCUGGUGGCCAGUGAGAGUGGAGCUGCCUAUCUAUGGACAGUGGGCAAAGGUUUGCAGAAGUUCCGUCAGGAGUACAGUAACCUGUACUUCAAUUGUAAGUCGUCAUGGAGAUGGUGUGACUUCUCUGGCCACCCCAGGGUGAUGGUGUAUGCUGACCGGACAGGUGUGGAGCUCACUGAUAUCAGGACCAAAGAUAGUUAUAGCCACACGUUGUUUCGUAUCGGCCAAACUCCUGACUGUAAGAGUGGAGAGAGAGUCAUCCUGUCCAAUUACCUGAGAGAUGUCCACACCUUCCACCACCUCGUCACCACACAGCACUCUGCUUACGUCAUGGAUGAGCGUUUCCCCUGCCUCCCCAUGAUCCAGUGGGAUCACAUGAUGGAGCAUCCUCCCAUGUUUUCCCAGGUCGUGGCGGGGUUGCCGUCAGGGGGCGGGACUACCAAGGUGCUGCUGGGCUCUCAGAGAUCACAGGAAGUGAUCCUGCUACAGUACUCGGGUGGUAGGGAGGAGGCCUGCGUCACCAGAGGCCCACCUCGGGCCUUGCUCAGCCCCAGAGACAGCCUUGGACACCUGCCUGUCCAACUCCCCCACAGACAGCACCAUGCCCAGGACAGACUAGCCAAUCCUGCUGCUGGUCUUACUGUCAUCCAUCAGAGCCGAGCCAAGGAGGACUGUAUCUGUGUGCUGCAACUCACUGAGGCCGGAGACAUCUUUUACCACACGCUAAAGUCCCAGACUGAGUGCUUCAGUAAAGACGACCCACCGACACCAACCCAGAACUCCGUGGGACCCGAGGGACGUAGAGGAGAUGUACAGGGACUAAAACAACCAGUUGAUACAUUAAGAAAAGGGCUGCAUCAAACGUUAGGAACCCCAAGAAGCAGUACCCUAGAUGAGACAUGGUAUUCCUCUGGACCUCCUGAGGGUGACUCUGGGUUCGAGGGAAGGGGGCAGCCGUGGGACACACUUAGGGCUGGACUGGAGAUGGUUAUCAACGACCCUCAUGACGACCCGUACCCGACGCUAGCAACAAACACAGGAUUAACUGAUACUCAGGAAACCACUGCUGUAGUUCCUCUACCUACAGCCCAGUGUUUGGACACUAAUGUUAACAUUAACCCCGUCAGGCUAAAGGCUAAAGUCAGUGAUGAGGCUCUGUUGAUUUGGAGGAAGUGGUUCCUCAAACUGUUCAAGUGCCCCUGGGAGCGCCGUAAUCUCCCACACAAGACCACAAACACCAAGGAUCUUCUACCCGACGACAGCCUUCACAGAGACCCGUUGGAAGAUCACUGUCGUCGGACCCUGAGGGAGGACCUGAGGGAGACCAUGAGGAAUGGUAAUGUUCUCGUCCACAGAAACACCUGUCUCAAACCCCUGGCUCUGGUCCCUGUCCCGGCACCCGUGGAGCCCUCUGAGUGGGCUGAUGUGCUGAGCGAGAGGAUGAGUGCAUCGUGGGAGCCUGGGCUUGGGGGAUGGAGGAGCUGGUGGGAGGAGAGGCUGGGGCUGAACCGAGAGGAGAAGGUGGAGGCUCUGCGGAGGAAGAGGAGGAGACAGAAACGGGCAAAGGCUCACAGUCGUAUCGACCUAUCGGGCAGCUUCACCUCGUCCGUCAGCUACCAAUCAGACCUGGACAGCGCUUCUCUCUCCGGUUGGUCGUCGGCAGCCAGUCAGUACGCCAGCUCCGAUGUAGACAGUGUGGCCACAAGCUGCGACAACACCAAGUGGGUCACCCUAUCUGAGCCGGGUACACCGAGGGCUACCACACCAACACCACAGACCAGUAGCUCACAGCCCACAACACCUCGUAGGGAGUUUGGUUCAAAACCAACUACACCACUGGAGCAGCUUAGUAGUUUCCUCUCCCAGCCCACUAUCCCCUAUUCACAGAGCAGUAGUAGUUCACUGCCAACUGUCCCCUAUUCACAGAGCAGUAGUAGUUCACAGCCCACUAUCCCCCAUACACAGUUCACUAGUUCCGAGCUACUGUUUACACCCAAAAAACAGCCCGCCAUUGGUAAGUCGUCGCCCUGGACAACAGCAGGUUCUGACUCCAGCGCGGCGGACAUUUUGAGAACGGUGGUGGCAACCCAGAAGCCCAAGCCACAGAAUCAGGAUUAUUUAAAUUCUCUCUUCGGAUCCCAGGAGCCUAUGGAUGCCUCACAGGGAGUAGGAUUUAACGAGAGCAGACAUAAUACUCCUUUGGCCACCUCUUCUCAGCUGUCCUCCAUCUCUUCUUCACAGAGGAACCUGAAAGUGGGACUAACCUCCUCACAACCCAAAAGGAAGAAGUCUCGUAUGGGUUUCUGAUCUGAGUAUUGAUGGAUGUAGCCUCACAUCCCAACAGUUAUUUUUCAGAUGAGAUGAUUAUGAUGGAUGGAACUAUGACGAGGGAUCUUUUUCAACCUUUGGUUGUUGGUUGAUUUCACGUGUUACGCGACAGGACUGUGAAGUGUGAAUUGGCUAUUGAGAGAUUUCUGGAAUAUUCUAGAAACCAAAAGCAUUGAAGUCACAGAUUUUUUUUUUUUUUUUUGGGGGGGGGGGGGGGUUGUUAAAAUAAAAUCUAUAUGCAUUAAUAUUGUUCUAGACCAGCAUCUUAUCUAUUAUCUGACUGAAGCAGGUUUGGUUGAGCGACUGACUUUGGUUAUGUGACAGUACAGGAAGUGUGAAUUGCCUACCGACUUUGGUUAUAAGACAUUUCUAGACCUAGAGCAUCACUCAAUGUUGUCCAGUUAUUGCCUCCGGGUUGCUAUAUUGCAAGUCGUUGUGUUCAAAUAGGCCAGUACAGGCAUAAUCUGACUGAAGCAAAAACAUUUCAAAUAAGUAAUUAUGAUAAUCAAAAAGACCAGAGAUUCAGAUGUCCAAAAUAGUUUUUUUGUGUUUUUUUGUUGUCAUACAACAUUGGCAAAACAAUUACAAAUAAGUUAAUAUCUACAAAG
Messenger RNA from Oncorhynchus nerka (sockeye salmon), 3909 nucleotides. RefSeq names its product TATA-box binding protein associated factor, RNA polymerase I subunit C (gene taf1c). Gene Ontology annotation, molecular function: RNA polymerase I core promoter sequence-specific DNA binding; protein binding. Gene Ontology annotation, biological process: transcription by RNA polymerase I. The coding region runs from base 251 to 3280 and encodes 1009 amino acids. The transcript is spliced from 14 exons. The record is from RefSeq and is a predicted model, not a curated record. Gene Ontology annotation, cellular component: fibrillar center. NCBI's taxonomy places the organism in Eukaryota, Metazoa, Chordata, Actinopteri, Salmoniformes, Salmonidae.